Messenger RNA from Cicer arietinum (chickpea), 1585 nucleotides. Its product is annotated as BURP domain protein RD22. The record is from RefSeq and is a predicted model, not a curated record. NCBI's taxonomy places the organism in Eukaryota, Viridiplantae, Streptophyta, Magnoliopsida, Fabales, Fabaceae.
AUAUCUAUAAUUCAUUCCCCCAGUUCCUAAUAAUUAAAUAAUAAAACUAUCUAUAUAAAUUAUGUGUGAGGCCACUUAGGGAUCUUCAUUCUAUCUUGCUUUCCUAUAGUUCGCUAAAUUACUUUCACUUACCAUUUAGUUGGAGUUUUUUUUUAAUUUCCACUAUGGAAUUUCCUUAUCUAUCCAUCUUUAUAUCACUCAAUCUUGCACUUGUAGCAACCCAUGCUGCCAUACCCCCUGAAUUGUACUGGAAGUCCAAACUUCCCACAACUCAAAUGCCAAAAUCCAUCACAGAUCUCCUUCACUAUGAUUGGACAGAAGACAAAAGCACCUCAGUUAAUGUAGGAAAAGGUGGUGUCAAUGUUGAUGCAGGAAAAACAAAACCAGCAGGCACCUCGGUUAAUGUAGGAAAGGGUGGAGUUCAUGUUGAUGCUGGAAAAAGAAAGCCAGGAGGCACAGCAGUUAAUGUAGGAAAAGGCGGUGUUCAUGUAAAUGCAGGUAAAGGUAGAAAACCUGGUGGAACAACAGUGAAUGUUGGAAAAGGUGGUGUAAAUGUACACACAAAAGGAAAAGGAAAACCAGUACAUGUUGCAGUUGGAAAUUCACCCUUUAAUUAUAAUUAUGCUGCAAGUGAAACACAAUUACAUGAUAAUCCAAAUGCAGCCUUGUUUUUCUUGGAAAAGGAUUUGCAUCAAGGAACAAAAUUGAACAUGCAAUUCACAAAAACAUCAGACAAUGAAGCAAAAAUUUUGCCUAGAGAAGUUGCUAAUUCCAUACCUUUUUCGUCAAACAAAAUUGAAACCAUCCUUAACCACUUUUCCAUCAAAGAAGGAUCAGAGGAAUCUGAAAUUGUGAAGACCACAAUCAAUGAAUGCGAAGAAACCGGUAUUAAAGGAGAGGAAAAGCUUUGUGUAACAUCAUUGGAAUCAAUGGUUGAUUUCACUACUUCUAAACUUGGUAACAAUGUUGAAGCUGUUUCAACAGAAGUGAACAAAGAAAGUGAUUUACAACAAUAUAGAAUAACACAAGGAGUUAAGAAAUUGGGAGAGAAGAACAAAGCUGUUGUGUGCCACAAAGAGAAUUACCCUUAUGCAGUUUUUUACUGUCAUAAAACAGAUUCAACUAAGGUUUACUCUGUGCCUUUGGAAGGUGUUGAUGGAAGCAGAGUUAAAGCUGUUGCUGUGUGUCACACUGAUACAUCACAAUGGAAUCCUAAACAUUUGGCUUUUCAAGUACUCAAAGUUCAACCUGGUACUGUUCCUGUUUGCCAUUUCAUCCCACAGGAUCAUGUUGUUUGGGUUUCCAAGUAAAAACAACAAUUUCAUCCAUAGUGGUAUCCUUGAAUAAUAGCUACUAUAUAGUAGCUACUUCAAACCUUUAAAUUAUAAUACUUGCGUUAUAAGUUAAGUUAUUUAGUGUAUCCUAACUAAUAUAAACAAUGUUUAAUUAUGUUAUAUGGUUAUAAGUUUGUGAUGUCCAUGAUGUAUUAUUAUAUGGACAACAUGUUUUAUGGUUUGUACGACUUGAUGUAACGGGUAGGAGUUUCUCUUGAAUUUUUUUUAAUAAAAUUUUCUUAUAGAAAAAA